This is a messenger RNA of Dipodomys ordii (Ord's kangaroo rat), 2463 nucleotides long. RefSeq names its product hepatocyte nuclear factor 4, alpha (gene Hnf4a). Gene Ontology annotation, biological process: positive regulation of transcription by RNA polymerase II; anatomical structure development; cell differentiation. NCBI's taxonomy places the organism in Eukaryota, Metazoa, Chordata, Mammalia, Rodentia, Heteromyidae. Gene Ontology annotation, molecular function: RNA polymerase II cis-regulatory region sequence-specific DNA binding; nuclear receptor activity; zinc ion binding. Bases 131 to 1555 code for a protein of 474 amino acids. The record is from RefSeq and is a predicted model, not a curated record. The transcript is spliced from 10 exons.
AAGGGAGGAAGGCAGAGAGGGGACCUGGGAGGAGGCAGGGGGGAGGCGGGGGCGGGGACUGGGGCUCAGCCCAGAGGCUUGGGGUGGGCACCCUGGGCAGGGCAGGUGGCUGAGGCGUGGGCAGGGGAGAAUGCGCCUCUCCAAAACCCUGGUCGACAUGGAAAUGGCCGACUACAGUGCUGCGCUGGACCCAGCCUACACCACCCUGGAAUUUGAGAAUGUGCAGGUGUUGACGAUGGGCAAUGAUACAUCCCCAUCAGAAGGUGCCAACCUCAACGCGCCCAGCAGCCUGGGUGUCAGUGCCCUGUGUGCCAUCUGUGGGGACCGGGCGACAGGCAAGCAUUACGGUGCAUCGAGCUGUGACGGCUGCAAGGGUUUCUUCCGGAGGAGCGUGAGGAAGAACCACAUGUACUCCUGCAGAUUUAGCCGGCAGUGCGUGGUGGACAAAGACAAGAGGAACCAGUGUCGCUACUGCAGGCUUAAGAAGUGCUUCCGGGCUGGCAUGAAGAAGGAAGCCGUGCAAAACGAACGGGAUCGGAUCAGCACCCGGAGGUCGAGCUAUGAAGAUAGCAGUCUGCCUUCCAUUAACGCGCUCCUGCAGGCCGAGGUCCUGUCCCAGCAGAUCACCUCGCCUGUCUCUGGGAUCAAUGGCGACAUCCGGGCAAAGAAGAUCGCCAACAUCGCGGACGUGUGUGAGUCCAUGAAGGAGCAGCUGCUGGUGCUGGUGGAGUGGGCCAAGUACAUCCCCGCCUUCUGUGAGCUCCCUCUGGAUGACCAGGUGGCCUUGCUCAGAGCCCACGCUGGCGAGCACUUGCUGCUGGGAGCCACCAAGAGAUCCAUGGUGUUCAAGGACGUGCUGCUCUUAGGCAAUGACUACAUCGUCCCUCGACAUUGCCCGGAGCUGGCAGAGAUGAGCCGAGUGUCCGUCCGCAUCCUUGAUGAGCUGGUCCUCCCUUUCCAGGAGCUGCAGAUCGAUGACAACGAGUAUGCCUGCCUCAAAGCCAUCAUCUUUUUUGACCCAGAUGCCAAGGGCCUGAGUGACCCGGGGAAGAUCAAGCGGCUGCGCUCACAGGUGCAGGUGAGCCUGGAGGACUACAUCAACGAUCGCCAGUAUGACUCCCGGGGCCGCUUUGGCGAGCUGCUGCUGCUGCUGCCCACGCUGCAGAGCAUCACCUGGCAGAUGAUCGAGCAGAUCCAGUUCAUCAAGCUCUUCGGCAUGGCCAAGAUUGACAACCUGCUGCAAGAGAUGCUGCUAGGAGGGUCCUCCAGUGAUGCACCCCACACCCACCACCCCCUGCACCCUCAUCUGAUGCAGGAACACAUGGGAACCAAUGUCAUUGUGGCCAACACAAUGCCCACUCACCUCAGCAAUGGACAGAUGUGUGAGUGGCCCCGACCGAGGGGGCAGGCAGCCACACCUGAGACUCCACAGCCCUCCCCGCCAGGCGGCUCAGGGUCUGAGCCCUACAAGCUCCAGCCAGGAGCCAUCACUACCAUCAUCAAACCACCCUCCGCCAUCCCUCAGCCGACCAUCACCAAACAAGAAGUCAUCUAGCAAGCUUCUGGGGGGUCAGGGCUUUGUCCCAGCCCCACCAGGUUUUUGAUCUGGGGAUCAAAACCUGGUCACCACAAAGGAACAUGUGACAGCAAGGCCAGCCCCAGAGCAACAAUGGAAAGGGUGCUGGGCCCAAGACCCUGGGCUGAGGGCCACACCCGCUGCCACCCUUGGCUUUGUGACCUGGAUGACACAGUUUUGCCUUGCGGGAGGCCCCAGCUGGGAAAUUCUCACUGCCUUGGACCACAUCUGUCAUUUUGAAGUCACUGCCUUCACCUCCAUAUCUACUCGACCCCCUCCCCCAACCUCUUCACCCUGAAAGGAUGAUUGUCUGAAGAUAUGGGACCUUGUCCAAACACAGCUCUCAGCUUUCCCAGUUGGUGCUGGCCCUGAGGUCCGAGCACAGAGCCCCUGAGGUUGGGUCAGCUGGUGGGUCCCCAGAUGUCCCCUCUCAGAUGUCCCUUCUCUUCACUGUCACCUUCCUCAGUCAUUCUAGAUGCCUUCUAUAAACCCUGAUUGAGGCAGAGGGUAGGGGUCCCCCAUUCCUCUCCUCUGAUCCUACCAUACUUCCCUUGCUCAGGCCCUGGGGUACCUCCUCAGAGUGUUGGUCACCAACCCAAGGCUGGUGACUGCCAUAGGACCUGGAGAGAGGAGGAACAGCCAGGGAGAGCAUCUAGAGAGAAGCAGGUUGUCACUUUGUGGCAGGGUAGAAGCAAGGCUGGUAGAGCGGGUGAGACAGGACAGUGGGAAGGAGAGAGCCUGGACCAAGGUGCGGAUGUGGGGAGGAUCUGGAGAGGAACCUGAAGAGUGCUAGGUAGGUAGAGAUGGGAAGGCUGGGAGACUUCAAGGUCAGUUGAAGGUCAGGGCUGUGGUGGUGCUGGAGAGAGCACCAGAGCCUGGGGGUGGGU